GUGGGCAGCGGACCAGGCACUGGCAAUCUACAUCCCCUCGCGAUUCUUCCCUACAGCGGCCUCAAAGUUCCGCCGCUUCGUGCUGCGCUGCUGCUGCCCCGAGCUCGCCUCUGCGCUCGCACACAUGGGCGCGGGGAGGGACGCGGACGAGUUUCUGUUCCCGCUCUUUGCGGAGUUCUGCUUCGGGGAGUUCCCAGAGGAGAUUCGGAAUUACCGGGAUCUGGUGAACUCGGCGGAUAUGACCAAGCCCCACGUGUGGUACCCCCAGGCACGUGCCAUCCCUCGCAAGGUGGUUUACCACAUGGGCCCCACCAACAGUGGCAAGACGCACCGGGCGCUGGUCAGGUUCAAGGAAGCUUGCUCCGGCACCUACUGUGGGCCGCUCAGGCUGUUGGCCAUGGAGGUGUUUGACCGGGUGAACGCAGACGGGGUGUACUGCAAUCUGGUGACGGGGCAGGAGAGGAAGGAGAUGCCCUUCGCCCACCACACAGCCUGCACCAUUGAGAUGGCCAACCUGUCUACCCCUGUGGACGUGGCGAUCAUUGAUGAGAUUCAGAUGAUAAGUGAUGACUACAGAGGGUGGGCGUGGACACGAGCCCUCCUGGGAGUGCAAGCAGCGGAGGUGCACGUGUGUGGCGACCCCUCCGUGCUGCCCCUCCUGCGAGCCAUCUGUGACGCCACUGGGGACGCCUUCGAGUGCCACCAUUACCACCGCUUUGCACCGCUCACAGUGGACCAGACGAGCUUGCAGGGCGAUCUGGGGCGGGUAUCACCUGGUGACUGCAUUGUGGCGUUCUCGCGGCGAGAGAUAUUCGAAAUCAAGCGGGCAGUGGAGAUGACAACGAAGCACCGGUGCUGUGUGGUGUACGGGGCACUGCCACCAGAGACGAGGCGGCAGCAGGCGAGGCUGUUCAACGAGGAGGAGAGUGGCUUCCGUGUGUUGGUAGCUUCGGACGCUAUUGGAAUGGGGCUCAACCUCUCCAUCCGCAGAGUGGUCUUCUCAACCCUGCACAAGUUCAACGGGGAGGAGAAGAUCAUCAUCCCUUCACCCAUGGUGAAGCAGAUAGCAGGGAGGGCGGGCAGGAGGGGAAGCCGCUACGAGGAGGGAGUGGUGACAUGCCUGGACCCCACCGACACGCCGCUGCUCAUCGCUGCUCUGCAGGACCCCGUUGAGCCCACCACGGCUGCUGGCCUCUUCCCUCUCUUCGAACAGGUGGAGGUGUUCGCCAGUCAGCUGCCUGACGUGUCCUUUGCCAGGCUGCUCGACAGAUUCGUGGAGACAUCGAAAUUAGACGGCACCUACUUCCUCUGCCGCACCGACAACAUCCGGCGUGUCGCAACGAUGCUGGACAAGAUUAAGGGUCUAACUCUCCGCGACCGCUUUGCCUUCUGCUCGGCGCCAGCCAACGCCAGAGACCCCACCGUCAUGGCCGCCCUCCUGAGAUUCGCCCACCAGUAUGCCGAAGGGAGGCCGGUGCCCCUGUUGGCGGGUGGUUCGGGGGGAGAGGAGGAUGGAGGGCGGGAUGGGGAGAGGAGUGGGGGAUGGGAGGGGGGGAAGGGGGGGCCAGGGAUGGAGCCGGCGGGCCAAUGGGUGCGCGGCACGUGGCGCAGGACGGCUGCUUCGGAUCUGAUGGCUUUGGAGACGAAGCAUCAGGUGGCAUCGCUCUACCUCUGGCUCUCCUACCAGUUCCCUAAAGGCGCCUUCCCGGACGCUUCCCUCGCGACAGACAAGGCUCAGAACGCGGCCAAGCAGCUCUCCACGGCUCUUCUUGAGGCUCGGACGCCGAACCUGAGCAGCAGCUUCGGCAAUCCAGGCUCGGUCAGGGCCAGGUAUGGGCCCGGGUUGACGGACGUCCAGCAGCAACAGCUUUGGUACGUUGAGCAGCAGAAGAGGCGGAGGGAAGAGGAGAGGAGGAGGAAGCGGACAGAGGGGGUGGGAGAGGCCGGAGGAGAGGAGGAAGAAGGGGGGGGUGGAUGA
Molecule: messenger RNA, 1978 nt
Organism: Closterium sp. Naga37s-1
Lineage: Eukaryota; Viridiplantae; Streptophyta; Zygnematophyceae; Desmidiales; Closteriaceae
Source: the annotation of a GenBank genome assembly